Messenger RNA from Cladophialophora immunda, 1803 nucleotides. RefSeq lists its product as uncharacterized. The record is from RefSeq and is a predicted model, not a curated record. The transcript is spliced from 2 exons. The coding region runs from base 1 to 1803 and encodes 600 amino acids. Lineage: Eukaryota; Fungi; Ascomycota; Eurotiomycetes; Chaetothyriales; Herpotrichiellaceae. Gene Ontology annotation, molecular function: carboxy-lyase activity; thiamine pyrophosphate binding; magnesium ion binding.
AUGGCGUCGCACAUCGACCUAGCCGAAUACCUCUUCCGGAGGGUUCGUCAGGUCGGAAUCAAGUCGGUCCAUGGCGUUCCCGGAGACUAUAACUUGACCGCACUGGACUACAUUGAACCUGCCGGUCUUGAUUGGGUCGGAAAUGCCAACGAACUAAAUGCUGGGUAUGCUGCGGAUGGCUACGCCAGGAUCAGAGGAGUGUCAGCUCUUGUCACUGCCUUUGGUGUCGGCGAGCUGUCAGCCAUCAAUGCCAUUGCCGGAGCAUACAGCGAGAUGGCACCAGUCAUUCACAUUGUCGGCACAGCCCCGACUAAUGUGCAGGACAACGGGUUGUGCAUGCAUCAUUCGCUCGGAGACGGCAACUUCAGAAUCUUCGCCGAGAUGUACGCGAAGAUCACCGUGGCCCAGGCCAAUCUGAGGGAUCCAAAUACUGCACCGGCGCAGAUUGAUCGGUGCAUCAGAGAAUGUGUCCUGCAAAGCCGACCAGUUUAUCUUGAAUUGCCCACCAACAUGGUGAAGGCCCAGGUUUCAGCAGCGGCCCUUGAUGUGCCCAUUGAUCUUUCGAUCUCACUGAAUGACGAAGGUUUCGAAGACACCGAAGUCGAGCUGAUCCUUAACAAAAUGUACUCGUCCAAACAGCCCUUGAUUGUCGUCGACGGAUGCACAUCAAGGUACGGCGUAAGCAAGGAAGCCGAUGAACUGGUCCGAGUGACCGGGUUUCCAACUUCGACUACCCCCUUUGGUAAGGGGAUUGUCAACGAGACAUAUCCCAACUUCUAUGGGAUUUAUGCCGGUAUUGCUGGCAAUGAAAUAUAUAUGCCUUGGGCACGAGGCUGUGAUCUGGUCAUCAAAUUGGGUCCCUUAGAAAGUGAUGUCAACACCUUCGGGUUCAGCACUAUCCCGGACCCAAAGUCAGCGAUUGUUUUCCACCGGGACCACGUCGAGAUUGGCGGUAUCAAAUAUCACAAUCUGCAUAUCAAGUCUCUCCUGCGCAAAAUCCUCUCGAAGUUGGAGAAGGACAAACUCCCCAAGUACAGCCCGUCCAUGGACCUCGGCCACCCGGAAUUGGAGUUGAUAGCCCUGCCCCCAGCCGGCGAGGACGACGAGAUCGAUCAAGCUACAUUCUGGCGGCGAAUCUCGAAGUUUUUCCGCUCGGGGGACAUCGUAAUGGUGGAGACGGGCACGGCGUCAAUCGGAUGUCGAGAUAUGGUGCUUCCUGCACAUACCUCACUCAUCAAUUCUUGCAUAUGGCUGUCCAUCGGCUACAUGCUACCAGCAUCUCAGGGCGCCGCUUUGGCUCAACGAGAGAUGAUUGCAGAAGGUAAGCGCCGCAAGGGACGCACUAUUCUUAUUGAGGGCGAUGGCAGCCUGCAAAUGACGGCCCAAUCCAUCAGCGACAUGAUCCGGAAUCGUGUUGAUCUGACCAUUUUCGUCAUCAACAAUGAUGGAUACGUGAUUGAGAGAUGGAUCCACGGCAUGAAGGCGGGCUACAACGACAUCCAGCCGUGGAGAUACCUCGAGGCACCAAGCUAUUUUGGGGCACCCAAGAACGACCCUGCAUAUCCCGUGGUGACCAAGCGAGCUGAAACUUGGGGUCAGUUGAAGGAGAUUUUGGCGGAGCCGGGCCUCCAGGCCGGCAAGGGCCUCAACAUUGUCGAGGUGAUGAUGGACCGAGAAGAUGCACCCGACACGCUGAAAAAGCUAGUCCAAAGCACUUCGCGGAGAAAUAGUGGUGAAGCCGAACGUUCCCAGCCGCGCCAAUCUAUGAGCCACGAGGAGAAGGUCAUGAAAGUUCCUGGAUAA